AUGGUCAGUGCGCCGGAUAAAAGAACGCAGCGGGCCGUAUGUGACCCCUGGGUCACACUUUUCCUGCUCGUGCCCGUGGGUUGCUGCAAAACCGGCACCGACGGCUCAACAACUGCCCAAAGACGAAAGCAAGUUAUCAAAAUGGGCAACCCCAAAUCCAAACGCGCCCCAUCGAAAUUGAGGUUGUCCGAGCACGUCCCAGCAGUAGAAAACGCCCGGUUCGACUUAGCGUCCCUUCCUGACGUCUCGGUGACCUGCUCCGCGUUCGACUUGGUCGUCCGGGUCAAGCCGUCGUUCUACGGAUUCGGCGCGGAUGAGUCCGAGCUCCAGCUGGGCCGAAGCUGCCGAAGCAACGGAGUCCUGGGACCGUACGGAGACCUGCUUUUCACGUAUCCCCUGACGGACUGCGGCUCCCGGCAAGAGUCGACGCGCGACUUCCUGCUCUACAAAUUCACGCUCCAUUAUGAACCUUCAAACGCGAGGAUUCCAAGUGGAGCGCCUCGGUUUGACGUCGACAUUGAAUGUCGUUAUCAAAGGUACCACCAUGUGUACCAACUGGCAGUCAAGCCAACCUGGACAACUGCCCUUAUGCGUAAAAAUCUGAGAGCGCAUCCAAAUGAGUUCCAAAUCCAAUUGAUGGAUGAUUCAUGGAGCAACCCAAUCGAAAACCAAGUGUUCCAGCUUGGUCAGAAGGUUAACGUCCAAGUCUCUGCUCCACAUCUGCCCGCUGGAAGGAGACUGUACAUCAACAACUGCUAUGCUUCACCAGACAGUGGCUCUUCAUUGUCCCACAGAUACAAAAUUAUUGGCAAUUCAGGUUGCAUGCUGGACAGCAAGCGACACCCCGGAGGAGCCUCUAAGUUCAUCUCACAAGCUAACAGGACCCUGAGAUUCUCAUUCAAUGCCUUCCAGUUCAUUUCUGACCCAGACAGGGAGAUCAGCAUUUACUGCAAAUUAUUUGCCACAUCAAAAGAGCCAGGUCCAGCACAGAAAUCAUGCACUUACAGAGAGGAUAGGUGGAAGGCCCUUUCAGGAGAUGACAACAUAUGCAAAUGCUGUGAUUCACAGUGCGUGAGCUCAAAGUCAAAGAGAACAAGCAUGGAAGGUUCCGUAAGAAGGGGCUUCUUGGUUGCAGAUCAGCCACUUGUUGAAGAGGAAGGCUUACUACGUAUCAGAAGACUGAAUCGUCCCCUACAUGAUGUGCACAGUGAUGCCAUCUUGUGGCAAAUUGCAGAUGUACUCAUGAAUGAUGGUGUUGAGGAAGACAGUGUGGAGGAUUCUGGAAGAGAGAGUGUGAUUCGAGAAGAAAAGAUAGGACAGGAAGUUGAGAAGCUUGCCCAUAGGUGGAAAAAGUCUGAAGAGAGAGGUUUAAGAGAGCUCAUAGAGGAUGGAUCAGGAUAUGAUGUUGAAGAGGAAGAAUUUGAAGGCAAAUGGGUGGUCCAAGAAGAUGAAAUAAAAGGGAAAGUAUUGGGUAAAUGGGUGAGGAUGGAGCCAAUUUUAGCAUCACAAGUCACUGUGCUACAACUUGAUACCAAAGGGGACAAAGGAAAACGGAAUCACACGCAUGGGACUAAAGAGGCUCCAAGAACACAAUUGGCUGAUGUACAGAAUAAUGAUGAGCUGACUUGGUAUUUUACAUGGUAGUACAGCUGAAUGCAUC
Phycodurus eques (leafy seadragon) is the source of this 1660-nucleotide messenger RNA. RefSeq names its product zona pellucida protein C (gene zpcx). Gene Ontology annotation, biological process: binding of sperm to zona pellucida; egg coat formation; positive regulation of acrosome reaction. Gene Ontology annotation, molecular function: acrosin binding. Gene Ontology annotation, cellular component: extracellular matrix. Bases 1 to 1644 code for a protein of 547 amino acids. NCBI's taxonomy places the organism in Eukaryota, Metazoa, Chordata, Actinopteri, Syngnathiformes, Syngnathidae. The transcript has 9 exons. The record is from RefSeq and is a predicted model, not a curated record.